UCUGCCUAUACAAACACGGGACAUAUACUGCACUGUACCUUAAUGACGUUCAUUCAACUUUUGUUUUCACAAAUUCAACUUUAGAGGUCAGUUUUUGCCAUCCAUUUUUAGAGACUUCAGGUUCCAACCAAAUUUGGCUGAAUCAAAAACAUGGACACCACCCUGAGCCUCCUACCACUUUGUUUGCUGGUUGCCAUGGUUACUGCCCACUCAGGACACCACGGAGAACCCCCGAAAAGUUUUGACCCAAACAUCAUAAUGGACCUGGAACACUUGAAAGAACAUAUGCAGAAUCAGAUCAACACAGAUAGGCCGAUGACUCCAACAGAAAUGGGGUUCUAUUACUUCCGCCUCCAUGACAUCAACAAUGAUACACACCUGGACGGCCUUGAAAUGCUCAAGGCCCUGAGUCACAUCAUACACACCACGGACUUUGAACCCGAUGUGAUCAGCGGCAAGACGGCAGAGGAGGUGGAGGACAUGAGGAAUAAACGGUUUAGGGAGAUGAUGGCCAACUUUGUUCACAUCAUCGACAACGUGCUACAGAUGGACGACACGAACGACGACGGCUACCUGAGCUACACCGAAUACAGGAGGACCAUGCGCCGCGACCCCGAGGGCUUGAGAGAGAUGCAGGAGAAGAUGGAGCAGCAGCCCUUCAACACGCUUCUGUAACGACACGUUUCAUUGGUUCACUCAACGCUUGUAAUCACAGCUCUCAUUGGUUGCACAUUUUUAGAUUGCAGGUCGGGGGGUAAAUUUAGAAUGUUGAUUUCCAUUUUUACAAGAUUUUAUUUAACUUGCUUCCCCUGUCUGUCGUGCUUUUGUCUGUUGUCCAUCAUUUAUCGAAACUGCCAAGCGAAAUUUCGAGCACUUGUAACUGACCGAUUCGUUUCAAACUUAGCAUGUGGGUCAAGACCAGAUGAUAAUGCAGUCUGACAUCAAAUUUGACUAAAUUGGAUGAUUAAUUAAUUUUCUAUGAAUUAAUUAAUAAACUCUAAUUAACUUAGAGGGGACUAUUAUUAUUCCACAAUUUUACACGUACAUUUUCAAAUUCACUUAGGCUCCAAGAGUUUUUUGUAAUGCAACCUUAAAGUACUGAAAAAAGCAUUCAAAACUUUUUAAUAACAAGGUUUUAUGUAGUAGUGCACUAAAAAGGAGAAAAUCAAUUAUUCUCUUUAAAUAUUUAAUUAAUAAUACAUUAUUAUUUAAAUAACUAUAAAGAAAAGCGUGGGUCUCUUCCUAAAUAUAGUAAAGGUAUCCAAUAGAUGAUAUAAAUUCAAACUAAAGAAGCGCUUUAUAUAGAUGACGUUAUGUGUUACAAUCAAUCAAAAGGAGGUAGAAAACAACAAAUCACAUAUCACGUGUGGAUUUAACAACUGUGUCAUUGAACCUAUUGCCAUGUUAAAGUGACCCCUUAAAAUACAUGUCUUUCACUUACUGAUGACGAUGACAUGAUCGUGACUGAAAAAAGUCAGAAGAGAAAAAAAAACAAGAGAAAAGUCACAGGAAACAAAAAACACAGUUUAUGCUAGGACAAAAAGUCAACUUUAAUUGGAAAAACGUCACAGAAAUAGUCACAGAAAAAAAAAUCACAAAAAUCUUCUAAAUAUUUUGAUUGUGGGUGUUUCUUAAUGUGGGCUGUGUUUUUUUGUGUUUGGUAAUAUAUUUAUAAACUUUAAAAGCAUUAUGCUUUAUAACAAUAAUAAAUAAAAAUAUUAUAAGGUAAUUUACACAGCAACAUCAACUUUUGUUACGUAUUUAGUUAAACGUAAGUUGAUUUGCACUUUCUGAAUUGUUAAAUACAUAAAAUUAUUAACAAAUUCCAUGCUAACACACAUUUGUGACGUUUUUCCUAUAACUUUUUUGCUGUGACUUUUUUUCCUGUAACUUUUUUUCCUGUAACGUUUUCCCUAUGACUUUUUCCCUAUGACUUUUUCCCUGUGACUUUUUCCUGUGACUUUUUUCCUGUGAGUUUUUUCCUACAGUCGACGUAAUACCACACUUGUCAGUGUCACGAAUUGCACGUGUCGCGUCAAAGGUUGCAUGUAAACAUCAGUGCACACCAAUGAUAAUUUAUAAUGUACGAAUAUGUAUGUUUUAGGGUCAGUUUGUGAGUAUGGUCAGUUUAUAAGGGUGUGGUCUGUUGUGAGGUGUGGUCAGUUUGUGAGUGAAUGUUAAAUGUAUGAUGAUACCAGUUUGUGAACAUGUGGUCAGUUUGUUUGGGUAUAAUCAUACUGUAAUGCUGUGGUCAGUUGAUAAG
Physella acuta is the source of this 2263-nucleotide messenger RNA. RefSeq names its product multiple coagulation factor deficiency protein 2 homolog. The record is from RefSeq and is a predicted model, not a curated record. NCBI's taxonomy places the organism in Eukaryota, Metazoa, Mollusca, Gastropoda, Physidae. Gene Ontology annotation, molecular function: calcium ion binding.